AUGGGUCACCUGAGCAAUGACGAGUUCUUCGCGAAACUCACCGGGCUCUUCGACUCGGCAAAAGGCAAAGACCACGGGUCUAUCGUCCUAACACAAAAGAGAUUAUCCUACGAUCAGCCUUUCCCCGAACCCACAAGCGAUGGCGUCCUACCGGACCUACAACCUCCCCGCCCAUUACCGAUCCUGAUACGCGCGACAAACAGUAAGGGCAAAGAGGAUCGCAAGGCAAAUAAGAAGAUCAAGUUCUCAACCGUCGUAGAGCCUGAUGUGCUCCCGGCUUUUUUCGAGAGGUACGCUGAGACGUGCAAGCAGGGUAUGGGUUCCCUCAAGCCUAGAGAUCGGAGCAAGCGGAAGGGUAAGGCGAAGAAGAAAACCAGAACCGCCGUUGGGGCCACAACGACGACAAUUCCCUGA
This is a messenger RNA of Xylaria bambusicola, 414 nucleotides long. Its product is annotated as signal recognition particle 14kD protein. The record is from RefSeq and is a predicted model, not a curated record. Gene Ontology annotation, biological process: SRP-dependent cotranslational protein targeting to membrane. Gene Ontology annotation, molecular function: 7S RNA binding; endoplasmic reticulum signal sequence receptor activity. The transcript has 3 exons. Gene Ontology annotation, cellular component: signal recognition particle, endoplasmic reticulum targeting. Bases 1 to 414 code for a protein of 137 amino acids. NCBI's taxonomy places the organism in Eukaryota, Fungi, Ascomycota, Sordariomycetes, Xylariales, Xylariaceae.